Messenger RNA from Sesamum indicum (sesame), 1474 nucleotides. RefSeq lists its product as uncharacterized. The record is from RefSeq and is a predicted model, not a curated record. Lineage: Eukaryota; Viridiplantae; Streptophyta; Magnoliopsida; Lamiales; Pedaliaceae.
GCACAGGCAAUCCUCAAUUACUCCGUCAACGUUGUCCCUUCUUCCAAACCUUUCCAUCCACUUGCCUUGUAGUUUCCUUCGAGUUUGAGUAGACAAGAAAAUAAUGUUAAACCCGGACUCGUUCUUGUUUUUUCCACGGACUCAUAUCACAAGGGUCCGCACCAAUUCAAACCCCCAUCAGAAUUCUCACCGCAGAUUCUGAUCCAAAAUCCAGAACAAUGAAGUGUUUAAGGACAGUCCUCCUCGUAAUUUUCUUGAUUUGUUUUGUCCCACGUCAGUCCAGUGGCUCUUUUCUUGUAAAUUUCAGAAAACUAGUUGAGGAUCAUCAUAAUCCAAAGCCAACUGAUCAGAUAUCUCCAUCUCCUAGCCCUGUUCCAGCAGCGAAUUUUGAUUCUGGGAAUGGUCAAAGUCAUGGGAUACGGACACAGGAAGAAAAUUGCGAUAAGGUGUCUAAUAAGUGUGAUAUUAAGGAUUACAGCAUUACUGCCUGCGUUCCUUUUGUCGGAAACGGAUCUCAAGCGUCGUAUGUGCUUGUCCUGAAUGGUGGUGAGAGCGCUCUCAAACUAAAUAUCGUUGUCCGUCCUGCGAACAUUAACCUGGAGGAUAUAGAAAUAUCUGGACAUGAAAUCAAGAAGGUAAAUUUGCCUUCAACUGCAGGAGGAAGUUCUUCAAUUUUGCUAAAUGUUGGAAAUCAAGACUGUAUAAUCAAGACAGGAGCUUUGGUGCCGCAAGGUUUUUAUACAACUUAUUUGACGCCUAUCACCGGGACGUACCUAUUCUUUGUGGCUGCUAUUUUCGUCGGAGGCACUUGGGCCUGCUUCAAGGUGGUGAAGAGGAAACGACACCUCGAUGGAGUUCCAUAUCGGGAGCUUGAAAUGGAGCAGCAAGAAUCCGACCCUUCCUUCGUCACUGAAACACCCAAGAGUUGGGAUCAGAAUUGGGACGAUGACUGGGAUGAGGAGAAGGCAGUGAAAUCACCGGGCGGGAAACAUAAUGGGAAAGUUUCGGAGAACGGCGAGUCUUUGAAGUACAUCGAUACGACUCAAUGGGGAAGCGAUUGGGACGAUUAGGACAGAUGUAGAGCAGCCUCAUUCAUUUUGGGACAACCUACGUCACGUAUUGGAUGGUCGAAAAAGGUGAUGAAAAUAGGGAUUAUAGCCCGGACGUAUGAGAACAUAGGAUUUUACACAGGUGGUCCUGGUGGAAGGAUGUUGCUGGUUCCAGCACAAACAAUUUUGUCAUACUUCUCUCGUCAUUUUCUUACACAUACAAGAUACUGGUCCCUUGAUGUUUCACCUCCUUGUAAGCUUAACCUAAUUUUUCUGUCAGUUUGAAGCAGCUAGCAUCGGAGGCAUAGGAUUAGCGCUGCUUGGCAGGUAUGUAAACAAAUUGAGUUCGAGAAUGUUACUUCAAGCUUAUAAAAACUUUUAUAGAGUUUCAAAUAUUGUAUUUGAAAUUGGUUUUGGUAAUGAAA